UGCGUUUGCGCCUUCAUUGUCAUUAGCGGCUGUGUUACUGUGUGAAUGAUGGCAGCUACACCAACAGCAUGAAGAGAGUGCGCAGAGUGUUGUCGCUGUUUACGAUAUGAUCCAUUUCUUCAGUCGCCACAUUUGCUAAGUAGACAGUUACCGUUAGCUUGACUGUGUCUGUAGCAGUGUCUCUUCUACCCGCCGGCCUUUACACACUGGUGUCUGGAGAAAUGCAGAGAUUGCGGUCUUUGAAAAGGGGCUGGCAGCUGCUGAAGUCAAGCUGUGAGGGAGCAGCAAAACAUGUAAACACCUCGCCUUCGAUCUCAAGAAGUUAUAGUCAUCUCCAUCCUCAGGGCCACAACUCCUUUGGGCUCCUCUUUGACAUAGAUGGGGUGCUGGUGCGAGGCAGGACACCGAUCCCUGCAGCCAAGCAGUGCUUCAGGAAUCUGGUGGACCGCAAUGGGAAAUACAAAGUGCCUGUGGUGUUUGUCACAAACGCCGGGAACUGCAUGAGGCAGACCAAAGCUGAACAUCUGUCACAUCUGCUUGAGGUUGAGGUGUCUCCAGACCAGGUGAUGCUGUCCCACAGUCCUUUGCGAAUGUUCACUCAGUUCCACAACAUGUGUGUGCUGGUGUCGGGACAGGGUCCUGUGGAGGAGGUCGCUCACAACCUGGGCUUUCAAGAUGUUGUGACUAUAGAUAUGCUCAGAGAGGCAUAUCCGCUACUGGAUGUCGUGGAUCACAACAGAAGGCCCAAAGGCAGUAUUCCACCCACCAAAGGCUUACGGCCAAUAGACGCUGUCAUCUUAUUUGGCGAGCCGAUCAGAUGGGAGACCAACCUCCAGCUUAUCGUUGACGUGCUCCUAACAAACGGGAACCCAGACAAUACCUGGAGCUCGAUGCAGUACCCUCACAUCCCGGUCCUGGCCUGUAACAUGGACCUGCUGUGGAUGGCCGAGGCGAAGAAUCCUAGGUUUGGUCACGGUAUGUUCCUGGUGUGCUUAGAGAGCCUGUACAAGAAGGUCACAGGCCAUGAGCUGAAGUACGAGGCUCUUAUUGGUAAACCUAGCGUGGUGACUUAUAACUACGCCGAGCUGCUGAUCAGACAGCAAGCUGAGAGACUAGGCUGGACCUCACCUGUGAAGAGGCUCUAUGCUAUAGGCGAUAAUCCCAUGGCUGAUAUAUACGGAGCCAACCUCUACAACCGCUACCUCCAAGCUUCCUGGUCCACCAAGGCCCAGAAGCAGGCUAAGAGUGGCGGAGGAGGUGUAGAUCCCUUGGCCGACACUGUUGAUGAUGCACUUAAAAUGACAUCAGCAGAGCUCGGCGGAGCGUCCAGUGUUUACGGGGCAGAGGAGGACCUCCCAGAGGGGUGCAGCUCCAUCCUGGUGUGCACAGGAGUGUACAGCAGGGACCAGCAGGAGCUGCUCUCAGACACAACACAAACGGUCACCGAGCAACAAAUCUUCCACGGCCACCGGGACUUCCGCUUUGACCCCAGCCUCACACAGCCGUCCUUCGUGGUGCAGGAUGUAAAGGAGGCAGUGGAGCUGGUGUUCCAGCAGGAGGGCUGUCCUCUGGAGUAGGACGAGUCUCUCAAACUCUGGCUCCAUCUCACAGCCUUCCAGUAAACAGCUCUAACACCUCGUAACCAGUAGCAGCAGAAGUUUUGUGAGAGUGUUUGUUUUUUUUUUUUUUUUUUUUCCUAAAUCAAAUCCCCUGAUUAUCACAGGGGAGAUGUAGCUGUUACUUUGGCUAGUUCUAAUAGAUUUUCAUAAAGUGCCAUAGAAUCAGCUGCACAAAGCAACAAUAUGCAGUUUUAACACCAAAUAUAGGAAAGUUACAAUUACAGAAGUUUUACAUUGGCCCUGCAUGAUAGUAUGUCAGAGACUGCUGUAAUAUUUUUUAUACCUCUCACACACAACACACACUUAUCGGUUUCUAAUAGUUCUAGCUAUUGCAUAAAUGUAGUCAAGGACUCAAGUUCAGCAAGUCUGUCCUUUUUUGCCUUUGUAGAAAACAAUCUUAAAUCAGCUGUCUUUUAAAAACGCACAGAUCAUCUAGGUGUUAAAUUGCAUGCAUUUUUACUAUGUUCAGACUUCUGUAAAGUAUCUGUCAGUUCAUCGAUGAGAGCUGAGAUACAGUUCGAACAGUUACACCUUUAGCUGUAUAAAGUUCAGAUUGAUCGAGAAAGAGCUCUGCAAAGAUAGAUUUGUUGGUUCAUCUGUGACAAUACCACAUAUUGUCCAGAUAAAGACGAAUUUUAUGCUUUGCACAAUAGCCUACCUAACUGGGUCAUUUUUCCUUUCCAAAAUAUACACCCCCCAGCAUGUCUUAACUAGACCACUUCUGCUGUUUGUUUUUACUGCUAUCAUAUUUCAGCUUGUAUUUGUUUUUAAGUUAGGGUGGAUAUGUAACCACUAAUACUGAUGAGAUUAAAUAACCAGGUUUCAGUUAAGUACCUCAUCAGUUUUGAUUUUUAGCCUUAAUCAGGAGUAUGAUGAUUUAAUUUUAAAAAACAAUGUUGUCUUAUUUUGUUAAUUGGUCAGAAUUAUACAAAGUACCACGGUUUCUACAGAAAUUAAAAAGGUGCUAUUUUUUUGUCAACUGGUUGUAGCUGGGAAAAUUUUAUGAACGGUUAAUGUGAAUGUCUGUAUUAGAAAACUGUCUUGGGAGAAAAUGUUGAAUUACGGUGGCAGCACUAGAGAAAAUUUCAUAUAGUGCUAGUGUUUUAUAUUUGUAACUGACAGGUAUAACAGUGUAUGAUUUGCAGGUGACUUCAAUUGCAGGUUAAAAGUGUGGAACUUUGGUAAUGUACUGUAAAAGCCAUACUGUAUAAAAGAACAAUUAAAAAGGAUGAAAGACACAAAAA
Molecule: messenger RNA, 2863 nt
Organism: Seriola aureovittata
Lineage: Eukaryota; Metazoa; Chordata; Actinopteri; Carangiformes; Carangidae
Gene: hdhd5
Product: haloacid dehalogenase like hydrolase domain containing 5
Exons: 8
Coding region: 222-1577 (451 amino acids)
Biological process (GO): glycerophospholipid biosynthetic process
Cellular component (GO): mitochondrion
Source: RefSeq, a predicted model, not a curated record